ACGCGGGGCAGGCCAGCUUCCGGCUCCCGGGGCGACCGGGCGGAAGUGAAGAGAGAUGCAAUUUCUGUCGUGGCUGUGAGUUGCUGUCUUCGCUGCCUAACGUGCUUCAAUGAGCUGCUAAAAUCAUGGUGAAAUGUUGCUCGGCCAUUGGAUGUGCAUCCCGCUGCUUGCCAAAUUCCAAAUUAAAGGGACUGACGUUUCACGUAUUCCCCACAGAUGAAAUCACCAAAAGAAAGUGGGUAUUAGCCAUGAAAAGGCUUGAUGUGAAUGCUGCAGGCAUUUGGGAGCCAAAGAAAGGAGAUGUCUUGUGCUCCAGGCACUUUAAGAACUCAGAUUUUGAUAGAAGUACUCCAAACAUUAAAUUAAGACCUGGAGUCAUACCGUCCGUCUUUGAUUCUCCGUAUCACUCACAGGAGAAAAGAGAAAACAUUCAUUGUAGAAACAAUUUCACCUUUAAAACCAUUCCUGUCACAAACCACAGUUACAGCCUUGUUGGUGCUUCCUCAUAUAUUGAAGAAUUCCAAUCCCAGUUCUUUUUUGAACAUAGCUACAGUGUAAUGGACAGUCCAAAGAAACUUAAGCAUAAAUUAGAUCAUGUGAUCAGCGAGCUGGAGGAUACCCAGGAAAGCCUGCGGAACGUUCUAGAACGAGAAAAGCAUUUCCAGAAAUCACUGAUGAAGACAAUCAGGGAAUUAAAGGAUGAAUGCCUGAUAAGCCAGGAAACAGCAAAUAGACUGAGUGCCUUCUGUUGGGAGUGUUGUCAGGAGAGCAUAAAACGAGAGUACAUUUCAUGAAGUAAUUUAAUAUUAUGUUCUACCAGAAAUCGGCACUGGUACAGCUUUUUAGAAAAUAUUUCUCACUUCCAUCACUGUAUAAUAACCAUCAUUUAGAAGUGCUGCUUUUGUCCCCUGGAGCAUUGUUUUAUAGUUGUUAUCCAAAGACUUUUUUGAAAACAUGCAGGAGUAUGUGGUAGUUAUCAUGUUUUUGUGUGACUUGUAACGAUUAUGUUUUAUAGGCCUGAACUAGAGUCAGGUCACUGUUGGUAAGAUGUUGAAAUCUCAAGAAAAUUGUGCAGGACCAAGGAAAUGUCCCAGACUAGCCACAGUAGGUUCCAGGAGUGGGCAGGUGGUGUGUCAGCAGCACGAGAGGCUGCCUCAUGAUAACGGUGAAUUUUGCUUUCAUUUAUGGUAUAUUUCCACCUAGGUACCAACCUAAGGUCUGUAGUUAGCAGUAAUGCUAAAGGGUCUUUUUACAAGGCUUCCCACAAUACUGAGCUGGGAGUUAUUCAUGGUGAAGGUUUGUUGACUCUAAAAUCAUUGCAAGCCAGUUUGGGAAGACCCCUACGUGAGCCAUCAGGUUUUCACUGCGGCACACCCUCCUUCCUUCCAGCAUUUGAUGUAAACCCAUAGAACUUUGAAAACAAGCUAUUGAUUUUAAGGUGGUUACUCUGAAAGGUUGACUAACUUCAUCAUAAAGAUAUAGCUUCUUAAAGGUGUAUCUGAAUGCCAGUAUUAGCUGAAUACUAUGAUGCUGCUUUGGUAUUUUAUAGACAGUAACAUUGCUGACAUUUUUUGAAAGCACAUAGAUGAAACCACUAAAAUUUUAGUAACUGUGUGGCUCUUCAAGGUUUAAUAAUUUGAGAAAAAUUAGAUUUUUUUUGUUUUACUUCGGAGAGUAUAGAUUUGUGACCAAGGGCUUUUCUUUAGAGAAGUUCCGUGAAACAACAGAUUUAAAAUAGCUUUUUAAGGAAUAUUCAAAAGAAUAACCUAGCUGUUUUCUGAUCCAAAUAUCAGAAACUUAGCUUUGCUCCUCAUAUGUUAUUAAGAGCAACUGGAACUAUCAUCAAUACUGUGCGAUAGAACAAAAACUAGCCAAAAUUUUGAAGCAUGUGUACAUGUGUGAGCCUCUUUCAGAAGUCCACGUUAGAACUUUGUUAUCGGUUGUCUCAUUGUAGUAACAAGAAAUGAACUGCAUUUUGUACUAAGUUGUUCCUUGUGGUUUUGUGUUAUCUUGAUAUCAAUAAGGAUACAAUCACUUGAGGGUUUUUUGUAUUUAAGAUUUUUCUAUGUUUUACUGUAUAUUUUUAUGUGGGUUUCCAAACCUUGACUCUAAAUGCAAUUUUACCAUGAUGAGAGGCAAACAUGCUAUUUACUAUUUUAAAAAGAAAGCAAAGCCUUUUUUAGCUACCCCUUAUUUAUUUCAGUUAUUUAACUUUAAAAUCACUCCAAGAG
Ochotona curzoniae (black-lipped pika) is the source of this 2231-nucleotide messenger RNA. RefSeq names its product THAP domain containing 6 (gene THAP6). Lineage: Eukaryota; Metazoa; Chordata; Mammalia; Lagomorpha; Ochotonidae. The record is from RefSeq and is a predicted model, not a curated record. The coding region runs from base 126 to 794 and encodes 222 amino acids. The transcript has 5 exons.